Molecule: messenger RNA, 12758 nt
Organism: Mugil cephalus (flathead mullet)
Lineage: Eukaryota; Metazoa; Chordata; Actinopteri; Mugiliformes; Mugilidae
Gene: cep350
Product: centrosomal protein 350
Exons: 38
Coding region: 379-9831 (3150 amino acids)
Biological process (GO): microtubule anchoring
Cellular component (GO): centrosome
Molecular function (GO): microtubule binding
Source: RefSeq, a predicted model, not a curated record
CGUCCAGGAUACUGUUCUAAUUUCACCGUUGGGAAACAUCAACAUAGUAACCCGGGAAAGGCAACCUCAGAGGCGGGUGGCGGCUUUUCUUUAAUUCAGUAUCACAGCUGUCCUGGAUAUGUGGAUGUAGUUACGCGAAUAAACGCUGGGACAAUGGGCGCAUUUUGCUAGAAAAAGUUGCUAGUUUAGUUGGCACUAACUGCGAGCUAACAGUGGUUUGCUAACGUUAGCCGGCUAACGCUAACAUUAGCAAACAGACAGCUGAACGAAACUGAAGCAGAAGUCCACAGAAGUUAGGACUCUUUUAACAUGAGGACAUCAGCGUGAAUGUGGACACCAAGACACGUCGGAUACUUUCCCUAAAGGUGAAGGUGAGAGAUGAGGAGCAGCAGGACUGAGGUGUCUCUUAAAAACUCUGCUCAACAGCCCACUGAUCACAAUAUUGCCACAGAGCUGACAACUGCAUGGAACGGUUCGGCUCAGUCCAAAGCUGCUCUGCGGCACAUAGAAAACCGUAUCGAAGCAACACCAGGAACAGGGGUUCUCCUGGACUGUGUCUCCGACUUCCCCAAGAAGAAAUCCUCCAGAACAGUGCGCUCCAGGGAUGGACAACAAGUUGAUGACCUUGGAAGGUCUUCAAAACCCAGAGGUGGAAGUCAGCAGAGUCCAGAAAAGAACAGCUCACGAAGCCCCUUGAGAAAUACCACCCAGGACAGCAAUGUCCGGAGAAACAACAGUGUGGAGUUCAGGGAGCCGCUGGCCUCAUACAGAGAGGCCACCCCUCCAUUACAUCCCUCAGCUCAGCUGGAAGCCUACAGUCUGCACUCAGUGCCAGGGUCUUCGUACCCAUCGUCUCUGCCUCCCUCAGAUCCUCUGGCCAGCCAGCUGGUCUACCAGAGGGACACCAGGGACAAACAGACAGACAGGGACUUGGACAGCACACACUCCUCAGCUCUGGAGAGCACUGAGGUGUGUUACCUCAAUGACCAGCCAGCCCUGGACACCCUGAGGAUGGAGGAAAGCACACCCAAAGCACAACUUGGCAUGGACAGCAAAGACUCAAGCCCAUGCAUUGCUUCCACCUCAGGCACUAUACACAGAGGGGAGAGCACUUCUUCCACCAGCCCUGGCUCAGCAUCUCAACGGUUGGAGAACCUAAGGCGGCAUCAGCCUGAUGAUAAGCUCGAGAAGCUCAAGGAGCGCAUUCGAAGACAGAGACAACAUCUGGAGGAGACUGCAGAGAGGGAGAAGCUGCUGAGUUAUCUGGAACAGCCUACUUUGGCAUUUAUGGAGAGUAGCAAUCCUGGUACAAGGAAAAUGCCCACAACAAAAAUACGCAAAGUAGCGGCUGCGCCACCUGCACCUAUAUACAAAGGUUUCAACAGUACAGAGACAAAGAUCCAGACUCCUGAUGGCAAAGUUUGGAAAGAAGAAGAGUUUCACAACCUUAGCAGAGAAAUAUACAGAGACUUGUCACGACAAUUUGCUGAGAGCACCAGAUCCAGACCUCAACAGCAGCGGGAACCCAGGGCAGACAGGUCCAAAGAGAGACCCAAACCAAUCAGGAAGGUCCACAAAGCUGCUCCUGCUUCUGACCUGAUUUCAAAAGCAGUUAUUAGCCCUGCAUCAUGGCGUGAGGGCCAGAAGCUGGUAAAGAUGGUACUCGGUCCAGUUCCUAAGAUGCCUAGGGAGGAGGACAGUCCCUAUCCAUCUGACAGACGCAGUCGAACAGCUUCCAAUCACCGAUCAGAACAACGUUCAGAAUCAAAUCGACGUUCUCGCUCAAACAGUACAGAGAGGACUCACAGCAGGUCUCAGGGUCAACCCAAAAGCCGCUCUGCCACCACAUCUAACCCCCUGUCUGCGGCUCAGGACAAGGCCCCUGUGGGAGCAAGCACAGACCUUUUGUCAGCAGACAUCCAGGGGAUACUUGAUGACCUUCAACUGGAAUACAAGGCUGUUGAGAAGGAGGAGAGGGCCCGGAAAAGGUCCCGCUCCCGUGGCAGCAGUGGAAGGAGAGGGAGAGGAGGCUCAGGGUCCAGAACAAGGACCCCAGUCUCUGCUUGGGGAACUACUGUGGCAGACCAUAGCUCCUCGAGAGUUUGCCGCAGCACAAGCCCAACUACACAUCGACCAGAAACCGGCAGCACAGUUGUUGAGAAAGGGCAAAAGAGGCGACACUACGAUGCAGAUACGGUUCGUCAGUAUAUUGCCCGGCAACAAGAGGAGAGAAAGAGGCGUCAGGUGGAGGAGAAGAGAGCGAUGAAGGAAGAGGCUGACAGGAGAAACCAGAGACUGCAGGAGCUUUACAGGAAGCAAAGAGAAGUCGCUAGAACUGUGGCCUUUCCCGCUGAGGCCCCUGUGCAAAAGCGACUACAGGAGACAUACACCAAACUACUACUGGAGGGGGACCAGCUUGGCGAGGAGGCCACACAGACACACCAUGCUGCUCCUUCUAAUCAAAUGAGACCUAUGUACCAGCCCUCAGGAGAGUCGGACAAAGAGAACAAAAGACUAGAAGCACCACAGAGCCCCUCGAGCAGUGAUAGGUCUUUGAACGAUCAACCACCGUUAUCUAGGAUUGAUCUGGAUCUUGGAGUUACCUCUUUACUUCAGUCAGAUCAUCUGUACACAGUUGCAGGACCAGUGGCUGGCCCUAGCAUCAGUGCCCGAGCACCUGAUCAUCUCCUCUCUCAUCUUCUAAGACUGGAGAGAGCAGUGGCUGCUAGCGACAACAAGCACACCCAGCGGCCUGCCACAUCCCCUUCCAUCAGGUCACAGUCCAAAAUGUCUCGCAUUGAAGCCAUCAAAGCCACAGCUGCAUCCCUCUCUAACCGCAUAGAGAGUGAGGCACGCAAGCUUGUUGGGGAGGGGGUCAACUAUGGUACACCAACUACAAUGGAUGUGGAUACUAUUUUGCCUCCUAGACAAUCCAGUCUUGAUGGGGGAUGCUGGGCAGAAUCAGCUGCAUGUGCCACAGAUAAUAAUGAUAUGGCUCUGAGGAUCCAGAGGAUUUUGACCAGCACAAGUCAUAGUUCAUUCAAUAGCACAGCUCUUCCAGGAGCAGGCAAUCAGCAUGCAUUAACAGAACAGGAAGAAAAGAAUGACGCACACAUCAGUUUCUCUAAUCCACACAUGACUUUCAAUCUAGUGGGGCCAGUAUUUGGCAAUUACUCACAGGAAAAGAGGAAGCUAGUCAAUGGCUUGGAGAAGGAAGAACGAGUGGAUCAAGGAACACAAAGGAAACAAUAUGACAAGGAGGAGAAUCAGACAGAUAUCCACGACUCAAGUGCUGGUUCCAUUAGUGAAGGUCCUCUUCUGAGUGAAGACAGUUUUUCAGAGGAUGAGGUGAGUCCUUCUCAGCCCUCCAAAAAUCGCGUUCCUAGGUCAGCAGAUCAACAAGAGGCAGUGGCCUACGCUGCACGUCAAAGAAAGGAUUACCAGCGGCUGUUGGGCUUCCAGAGGGAGGCAGCAAUGUGCACGGCCCUCAGUUCACCCGUUGUGCAGCACAGCAGUAACAAAACAGCCUGGGAAGAGCUGAACAAAGGAAGCCCUCUAAGUGUGAUCAACAUUUUCACUAAAAACCUUCAUGGCCAUGUUAAAGCGAGUGAGAGAAAUUCAGAGAGGAAUUCUCCCUCUGCCAAUUCUUUGCGUUCUGGAAGUAGCCCUGGAGAUGCAGCCGCUUAUGAAGACGAUUUUGUGUCAUCACAUAGCAGCAGAGCCAGUGGCCUUUUAAAGAGAGGCUCCAAUUCACCAAGCAUGAACAGUCACUUUGAAGAGCUCAUCAGGAGGUCUCCUUAUGAGAAAAGUACAGGAGGCAUUUAUUCACACCAUUCAUCUUUUCAUUCAUCGAAUCACUCACCGCACCUUUCCUCUGGUUCAACACCUGGCUCCUCACCUCUGUCCAGGCACUCGGCCAGAAAAAGAGCAUCAGACCAGAGUGAUGCCACCCUCGUAGAGGAGCAACAGAACUCCUGCUCACCCCCUUCAGAAGUCCUAUCGUCUGACUCUAGAAAUAGAGGUUCAGGCCAAAGUUCUGCCCCCAGUCAAGCCAAGAGUGUCCACUCCAAUGACACUUCAGGAGAAACCUCAGGCCAUUCUCACCAAAGGGCUAGAUUGGCUUCUCCUUCUGGAUCUCGAGGCUCUGGUUCUCCUCCAGGAGCAGACUCACCGAGUGAAUCUGUCAGACUGGGUUCUCUAGGUGCAAAUAUCCCAAACUCAGCUUAUGGUGGUAGAGCUGAGGCCAGGUCCACAGGUGAGCUACGGUAUUCACCUGCUGUCUUGCAGCAACGUAUGGCAGCAGAGCUUCAGUACCUGGAAUCCAUUGAAGAGUCAGUCAGACAGCUGGGGGAUGUGGAGAGGCUGGUGGAUGUGUCCAUGGCACAGCAGGAGAGUGCAUCAUUGGCCCAAAUGCUCAAGGCCAAGCAGCAGCGCCAUGAGCGUGACCUAUACGAGUUGAAGAUCAAGGCUGAAAGAGAAGCUCUAGAGGCACAGCUACAACAGGAAGAAAACAGACAGAGAGUGGCAAGGGCUCAGUUAGAAGUACAGGAAAGCUUGGCAGCAGCUCAAAAGGAGGCUUUGGAAGAUCUCCAGGAAUCAACUACUAAGAUGAUGAGUCAACAGGCUGAGGCAGCACGCUACACAGUCGAUGCUGCCCGACAUAUCAAGGAGAUGACAGAACUGGCCCGCUCGCAGAUGGCAGGAACUUUGAUCGUCCCUCCUGUUCACACUGAUUCCUCUAUGUUGGACCAGCGACAGGACAGAACUGAUUCUGACAGCUUGGGAAGUGAUGUGUCAAGCAGAAAGACCAGGCCAGAGGAACCUCUGUCUUUACUGAACAGCCUCAGUCACUCUGACUCACUUUCAUUCAGAAGACCAAACCUCAGUGGAGCUGCUUCAAGCAGCCCCCGCAGCGCAUCACAUGUCUCCUCAGAAAGCAGAGAACGGGCAAAAAAAGAGGCAGCACAGGGCAAAUGGAGGAACGGAGAAGCUGGGGAGAAGCCAGAGAGGGAAGCAGCCAGCAGCUCCAUAGAGGAGGAAGUUCCAGCAGCAGCAAAUUACUCUCUCUGCAGUGACAGCAUCCCCUCUGUAGUGGAUGAGAAAGGAGAGAGUACAUCCGUGGCAACAGAAUACUCUCUCAAGUUUGAUGAGUCCAUGACUGAGGAUGAAAUAGAGGAGCGCUCCUUCCGCUCUCUGCUACCGUCUGAGGCGCAUCGCCGUGGAACUAUGGAGAAGAAGUCCCGCCAUCGCGAGGAAUCAGAGGAUGAUGGAGCCAAUCACAACACAACAUUGGUUUCAGGGUCAAGAUCAAACAAUACCUUAAAGUCUCAGGAUGCAAGCAUGGUCUUUUCUGGUGGACAGGACAGCUUUUCCCAGUUCACUAUGGACAUGGUUCGUCAGUACAUGAAAGAUGAGGAGGUAAGAUUGCAGCACCAAAGUUCUCUGCUGCAUCUUCGCCAGAAAGCUCUCAAGGAGAAAACCCGGGCAGAGCUGGCCUGGCUAGAGCACCAGAAAAAGAGACUGAGGGACAAGGGAGAAGAUGACAAAAUGCCACCAAUCAGGAAGAAGCAGAGGGGACUUCUGAUGAAACUACAGCAGGAGCAGGCUGAAAUCAAACGACUUCAAGAGGCCAAUAAAGCAGCAAGGAAGGAGAGACAGUUGUUGCUGAAGCAGCAGGAGGAGAUUGAACGCAUGAGAAACUCAACACACAGACUGAAGGAGCGUCUCAAGUGUGUUGGGGGUGAAGCGCCACCUGAGACUCCAGUGUCAGAAACUCCGUGUUCUGAACCUGCCUCCCCCAGCAUGAGGCAUGCUGAAGAUGUCCGUAGCCCCUCUCCAUCUCUUUCCGUCUCUGGAAGUGAGACUAGCAGCAUCAUGCAGAAGCUAAAGAAGAUGCGCUCUCACAUGGAUGAAAAACACUGUUCUCCUGUCCACUACUUCCUCUCUGUGUUUACGGCCCACAACUGGGCCUCCCUCAGUGUCUGUCUUCCCAACCUCCAACCUAAAUUCCAGCUCUUUAUCUACAACCAGUUGGUCAGGUUCCUGACCAAACGAGAGCAGCAGCUCAUGCAGAGGCGACACCAUGCUGAAGAGCUGCUGCAGUGGAAACAGCGGCUGGACCAGGAGGAAGCAGAAGUACGCAGGAUGGAGAAAGAAGCCCUGGCUGUGUGGGACCAGAAGACGCGUCAUCACAAGAAUCUUGAAAUAUCAGAGAGCAAGGAAAUGGAUGUUCCUGAUAGUAGCUCCCGUCCCAGUCACCAUCAAAGCUCAGGGCUCCGAACUGACAGUGAGAAAGAGUAUGUGAGUGAGGGCGACAUUUCCUCAGCGACUCCUGAGUACAGUAUACACACAGAGGGACUGGAGUCCCAGCAACUGGGAAGUCCUUCCCCACCACAACCUGCUUCAGUGUCUGAAACAUCCUUGGCCUCUGUCCAGAGCAGCCCUUUAAAUUACACCCAGGACUUCUCUUCAGGGUCACAGUCGCCUAGCAGAAAAUCUUCUCUCAAAGGCAGCCGCAGCCCUGCUGGCUCUCCCUCAGAUGGCAGCAGUAAAACCAAGAUGCAGCUCCAGUCCACCUCCUGGACAACCAACCAGGCCUCCACUCAGCCCACUGACCCACCCAUGGCCACACAGACUGAAACCAUUUCAGACCAGAGUGACAUAGAGAGUCGUAUCAAGGCCCUGAAGGAAGAACUGAGGAAACGAAAGAUUAUGGCCUACCAGCUGAAGAAGGAGCAGAAGAAGCGCAACAAGGAACGCCUGAAGGCUCAGGAGGCAAGCCUGUUGAAACAGCUGGAGAAUUAUAAUAAUUUCAUCGAGAAGACAAAGGCAGAACUGAACAAAGCGCCCGACUCAACGCCUGAUGUCAGCUCCCAGAUCAAAGAUUCAAACUCUGUUUUAGAGCAGUCCAUUGUCAUACCACCCACACACAGAUCUGAAACCAGCUACAUUUCUGACUCCAAAAAGAUUCAAACUGAUGCAUCUUUACAUCACAAUGCCAUUCCUGAACCAGGGCAGAGUAGAUCAACUUCAGUGCCGGAAGACUUGUUUGAUGAGGAGCAGCCAACUAUGGCAGGCUAUGGCAGCCCAGAGUGUCCAGUCCCUGAGCACAAGUUCUCUCAAUCCACAGAGCCUCUUUUAAGAUCUGUCUCCAAAGAAGACAAAGCAAAGUCUGAAGAUGAGAGCAUUGUAUCUGAUUAUCGAUCUGAUAUUCAGGAAGAGCUGGACGUAAGCUCCAAGUUAGAUGAUGAAGACCCUCAGCAUCUUCUCAGACUAGAAAAGGAAGACGGACUUGAUUUCCAGGAGAGAUUGUCUACAUCUAAACAUGGUUCAUCUUCCAUAAAUGAAGAACAUCAAUAUUCUCCAUCUGUUAGCCAAGAACAGGACAAUCUAAUGAAGCAGAGGGAAAUAUCUGAAACUGAAGACACUGUGAAGUCAAAUAUUACUGCCUUUAGUCAGAAGCAGUCACCUGCAGUAGACCUCAAAACUUCAUCUCAACCAAGCUACAGUUAUUCAUCUGGUGACCAUUCCCGCUCUCCUGAAUCAUUUGCCACUUCUUCAAAUAAGGAGUCACCCAUAAAAGAUAUAGAGGCUUCUCCCACAGCAGAUGGCUAUCAUGAUGACUUUGAGUCAUCGGUAGAUUCUUCACCCAGAGAAGACCAUCCUAGUUCCAAGCUUGAGUCUCAACUCUCAUUUUCCCCUACUGAAAUCAAGAGUUCAAGAAAUGACAGCCAGGAUGAAGUUGUGGAGGAGGACAUAGCUGAGGAGCUGAGUCACCACUCUGGUACUAGUGAACCUAGCCACCAGUCUGGAAGACUGCUAGAUCUUCAUAAGCAGCCAGAGGAUUUCAAAUCUCUCAUUAAGAGCAAUGAUUCCGGCCACUCACCGCCUGUCUCUCCUCUUCAGACCCCUCUCUCUCUUGCUGUAGAUGAAAUGCUCAGUUUUAACAUUGGAGACCGGGUUCUUGUUGGUGGUGUUCAGCCUGGCACUCUGAGAUUCAAAGGUCCAACCAGCUUUGCUAAUGGCUUCUGGGCAGGUGUGGAGUUAGACAAGCCUGAAGGUAGCAACAACGGCACUUAUGAUGGGAUCGUCUACUUUGAAUGUGAGGAAUGUCACGGUAUCUUUGCUCCUCCAGACAAAAUCACACAUCUUCCAGACAAGUUUGAGGUCUACACAGAUACAACAGAGGAUGAAGACUCAUUCUUUGAUGAUUUCUCAGAGAAAGGCAGAGAUACACGAAAAACUGAGGAAGACAAUAAAAAACAAGGAUCCCAAAAACAAGGAAAUCUGGAGAAGGAAAAUGAUCAAACAUCUCAUAACGUCACGGAGUCUGGAGAUAAAAAGGUUAUUGACGAGUCUCUUCCCAAGUCCCAGUUUAUUUCACAGCGCCAUGAAGAAUCUGAGCAUCCAAUUUCGAAUGGCGAUGUUGGGGAUGUAAUGUUGGAUUUUGAAGAUGCCUCACACACUCCCCUCAUAUCUGACAUUGAUAAAAUAGGCCUAAUGAAGCAGAGUCAGAAGAUUGUAAGUGAAGAUGUAAACUAUCAAAGCCACUCCAGUCCUGCUGAUCUUGGCACAGAUAUCAGGGAUGAAAAUAGAGAACACAAGAACAAAGAUUUGCUGGACACAUUUGCAGAUAAGCUUCUCCACAGCUUUGUGAAGGACACUGUGCAGCAGUUUGCUGUAAUUAAAAAGGCUAAACAGCAGAAAAUUGAAGCUGCUAACCAGAAAAAUGGAGACCUCUUUGGUGAAAAUGUUGAAGAAGAAUGGAUGUCUUUAGUGGAACAAAAAGAUGGUCUACCCUUCUUUCUACCUGCUGAUAAAGAGGAACUAUCUUCUCCAGAACUGUGUAACCGACCACAGAGUCCAGUGUUAGGGGCCAGUGGUCAAGAAGAGCUUGCAAAGCGACUAGCAGAGCUGGAACUGAGCCGUGAACUACUAGAUGAGCUUGGUGAUGAUCAGGACUGGUUUGAUGAGGACUUUGGUCUCAGCUCCCGUAGAGAACAGCAGAGACUCAAACAGGAAGAGGAAGAGGCGAGACUGGGAGGAGGAAGAGGAGGCCUUGCCAGAUCUGGCUCCUCAGCUGGAACACCUAUGGGGGCGAUGGUUUCCUCAUCAGGUGGGGAACCACAGGUAAAAACUCCACCUAGACCUGAGCUACCUCUCCCUUUGCCACCUAAACUACCGGAGCAGCCUGCCAUGGUAGUGCCCCACUCAGCUACGGAGGUGGAGAAGAUGGUUCAUGCUGCCACACAGGAGAUCUGGGAGAGAUGCGACUUGGGGAAAAGGGGAACAUUGAGCCUUACACAGAUGCCAAUCCCUCAACCUUCUCAAGAUUAUUUAGGUAAAGAGGCCGGUAGCCAGGACCAGGAGGCCCUCUCCAUCUGCAGCUACAGAAAGGCUGUGUAUGACUUGACGUGGGAGAUUCUUGAGGAGAUCUAUGCCGAGGACCCCAACACUGAUCAGCCUCAGUGGGUCAAACCCCGUCGAGUUAAGUCCUCCUUCCACAAAGUCAAGACACCAGGAAACCUCACCAAAGUCCAGGAAUUUAUCACAGCAGAAGUACUGAAGCUUUAUGGUCUGGCAAAAGAUGAGAACCAGAAGACUGACUGGCAGAAGAUGUUGAAAUUUGGCAGAAAGAAGCGUGACAGAGUCGAUCACAUACUGGUUCAGGAACUCCACGAGGAGGAGUCCCAGUGGGUCAACUACGACGAGGACGAGCUCUUUGUCAAGAUGCAGCUGGCAGACAGCAUCUUCGAUGCUUUGCUAAAGGACACGGCAAAUACACUCACACUAAUUUCUGACAAGAGGGCCAGAAGAAGCUCCCUCUCCUGACGGUUUUUCUGCUUGGAUUUUUAAACUACAGCUUCUAGCUCAAUCCCACUUUUUUCUUCACCUCAGUGAACUGUAGCCAACACACUUGAGCUUCCACCAGCUGAUGUGCCAAUGGCAACCCUCUGAUGCCUUCAGUCCCAGUAUUACCUCUCAGCUUAACAACUUCCUCAUUUCUUUGUUAUUCAUUUGCUGAAGUUGCUUCAGCUAACUGUAGUGCUGGUAUCAUUUGUUUUAUACACAAAAUGCCUCUUGAGUACUCAGCCUACUUAAACAUUAAUAUCAGCUGGUGUCAGAUCUCAUCUCCUGGACUGCCAGUUGGAGAAUGGGCAGAUGUGUGGAUAAGUUGGAUUGUGCCAUUUGGAAGCAGUCCCCCAACGCUGCUAUGAAGAUUGUUUCAUUGUGGGCUUUAAUGUAACAUCUACCUGAAAAAGCAUUAGGUUGUUAGAUUUUAUAUUGAAUGGAUAUCAGAUUUAUAUAUAUUUGGAGACAAAAAUUGUAAAGUAACGGAGACAAAGAAAAUACAGUGCAAUCCGUGAAUCCAGUGAAACCAUUUUGCAUCGAUUUGGUAAUCCAGCACAAAAUAGAAAUGAAACUUUGACUAUGAGGUUAAAGGUCUUGGUUACAAGGACUCUUAGAGUGUUGCCCGAAGACUAAACGAUGUUCAGCUCUUUGGCCCUCAAACAUUUUUAAAGCACUUUAACUUCAUAGACACUGCUGAAUUUCAAAUCUGGAGGAGAGCCUAAACAAUUAUUUACGGAGCAGAUAUUGUCCGAGUGCACUGAAUAGGAGUAGAGAUAUUCUAUGAAACGUUUUGCCUCCUUAAUUAUUUAUUGUGUGAAAUUUGUUUGAUUAGAGGAGAAAAUUAACAUUCACAUUAUGUAAACAUAAUAAAUAAAUGUUAUUGUAAAAGCACAAAUACAAAUGUGAAUGUGAACAUGGCAAUACAUUAUGUAGGAGAAAGCAGAAAACAAUAUUUAAUAUUUAAAGUUGUUAAUAAUUGAUUGAAACUCUCUAACUGUACGACUUUUAUUGUGACCACAACUGUCCGGUUGAUCAGCUCAACCACUGUGUGCCACUUCCAUGCUAUAUGUUAAUAUUAUGAAGCAUGUUGCCUGGUUAAAAAAAAUGUUUGUCCGAUGAUUUAUGCUUUGUUAGCCCUCGUUAACUUUUGCUUUUGUUUUCUCACCCAGCUGCUCCUCAGUUUUCUUUCUUUUAUUUUGGCUUUUGUUUAUCUCCAAUAUUUGGCACAAGUGUCCACCUGUGUCCCUCGAAACUCAGGCUACGUAACUCAACACACACUUCAAUAUUUGCUAUACAAGUGGGAGGCAGAAGACUCCCAGUACACUUAACUGUUUUUUUUGUUUUGUUUUUUUAGAAUCACAUUAUGGGACAGUACUGAAAUGCUGGAUUUGAGCCUUACUUAUCUGACAUUCACUUUCUAUAAUUUGGGAAAACACCUGUGGUUGUCUUGUUUUUUAACAGUUGCUGUGGGAAAAGUUAUGUGGCGAACACAUGCAUGGUUAGUUGUGUUACCUGCUGCUGUGAAACAUUUGGCUUUACAACAAUCAGCUAGUUCAAAUAAGGAAAAAAUGUUGCCUGUCGGUGUUGCCGGGCGGCCGGACAGAGGUAGCGCUUCUUCACAUUCAUUUUAAGUGCCUCUUUACGUUGUUGAUUUGUGACAGAUUUUGAUGACGUCUCAACACUCUUUGGACCUAUUUUCUUUGAAUGUUUCUUUCAACUGCUGGAUACUACCAUUUUGUAAAGGAUCCCCAAAUGACUGCUCCUGCUUCUCACCAGUUUACCAGUACUUUACUUUCAGCCUUAUUGAUCCUUCCGUUUCAAACCAUAGAGUAGAACAGGACAUCCUGUAAACCUUCUCAUUCUCCUGUGCUUAGGAAGAGUUUGUAAUGUCAGGAGUCUGACACAUACUUGCUUCUUUCUAGUCAUCCAUGCCUCAGUGUCUAUAGAGAGUCAUUUCAUUGAUGUACUGUAUGGGGAACUAGUUGUAGCUGAGAACGUAGGAUUGAAUCCAAGGGCUUGUUUUGGUCCCACUGUCAGUGCUGCUUUGAUCCAACAAACUGAGUACUAACUCAAUCUGAUGCGUGUGACGGAGUUUGUUAAUCCUCACUGACUGUUUGGAGCUAAAGUGACCUUAACGUUUCUUUUUCUAAAUUCAGUGUUUUAACAAUUGUUGUAGUUUUUGUUCAAAUUGUAACUUAUAUAAAUGCAGAAAAAGACCAAAAAACAUUUGAUACCAAUCUCUCCUUGCUGUGUGACUUGUAUGUCUAGUGUGUAGGCAUAUGUAACUGUAAUGGUUAGAAGCGUAGAAGCGUUUUCUGCAAGGCGUUAUUGAAAACCCUCUAGCAUCGUUCUCUUGACCUGAUUGUAUGUGGGAGGACGUUAAGUCCUCCUCUGUAACUAUGCAGUACUUGGUCGUAUUCAUUGUUUUGUACAUUUGGACCAAACGACUAAGAGCCUCAGCUGUCAUCUGUAGAUAACUUACAUCUUCAAGUAGCAGUGUGGCGUAAGACGGUAUUGCUCCAGUCUGCUGGUUUUCUUCACAGAGACAUGAAGCGCCUCUACCUUAACUUAAAUGUAUAGUUUGAGAUGAGUAACUUAAUCAAAAAUGGACAGGACAAUAUUUGAUUUUAACAAUAACCCAGUCAAACUAGAUAUCCCUCCUCGUCUUUUGAAAUGUCUAUGAAUAUUUAUAAUAAUGUGCUGUGAGUGUGCGCUACGUGCACUUGAAGAAUUGUACAAUUCUUUUAUGGGUGUAAAUAUACUGUCUCCAAUUUGACCCACUGUUAUUGUAACCGGAACGAUUGUUGUAAAAUGAACACUGUUUACUUUGCAAAUAUGUACAUAGUAUAUAUUUGGUAAACUAAAUGAUAUAUGAAACUGUAAAUAAAGCUUUUGUUGUAUCCGAA